AUGGCAUCAAAGAUAAUGUUGGAUAAACAAGAUGAGGUUGAAACCUCUGUCACUCAUGAAGAUCAAAAGAUGAUUAAUACAUUCGGUCGUUUAAAUAAUAGAAAGCACGAAUUGUUGAAACAAAAGAAAUAUUUAGAGGAAGAUUUAGAAAAAGCAAGAGACGCUCAAGACGACAUAUUUUUAGCAGAGGAUGAAGAUAUUAAAUACAAAUACCUCAUGGGUGAGGCAUACAUGGAAACACCAAAAGAAGAAACAGAAGAACUAUUAGAGAAAUAUAUAAACUCAUUGGAAUCUGACAUUGAAAAGAUAAAUGCUGAACUCGAAUCAAUAGCUGAAGCUCAUAAAGAAUUGAAAGUACUAUUAUACGGUAGAUUUAAAUCAUCUAUUAAUUUAGAAGAAUAA
This is a messenger RNA of Heterostelium album PN500, 402 nucleotides long. RefSeq names its product prefoldin beta-like domain containing protein (gene pfdn4). The record is from RefSeq and is a predicted model, not a curated record. The coding region runs from base 1 to 402 and encodes 133 amino acids. Gene Ontology annotation, biological process: protein folding. The transcript is spliced from 3 exons. Gene Ontology annotation, cellular component: cytoplasm; prefoldin complex. Lineage: Eukaryota; Evosea; Eumycetozoa; Acytosteliales; Acytosteliaceae.